Cuculus canorus (common cuckoo) is the source of this 2488-nucleotide messenger RNA. It is a transcript of the gene FZD9, whose product is annotated as frizzled class receptor 9. The transcript has a single exon. Gene Ontology annotation, molecular function: Wnt receptor activity; Wnt-protein binding. Lineage: Eukaryota; Metazoa; Chordata; Aves; Cuculiformes; Cuculidae. The record is from RefSeq and is a predicted model, not a curated record. The coding region runs from base 433 to 2199 and encodes 588 amino acids. Gene Ontology annotation, cellular component: plasma membrane. Gene Ontology annotation, biological process: non-canonical Wnt signaling pathway; canonical Wnt signaling pathway.
UGCUGCGGGAGCUGCGGGUGCUGCGAGAGCCGCGAGAGCCGUGUGUGCUGCGGGAGCUGCGGGUGCUGCGAGAGCUGCGGGAGCCGUGUGUGCUGCGGGAGCUGCGGGUGCUGCGAGAGCUGCGGGAGCCGUGUGUGCUGCGAGAGCUGCGGGAGCUGUGAGAGCUGCGGGAGCUGUGGGCGCUGCAGGCACCGUGUGUGCUGCGGGUGCUGCGAGGACUGUGGGUACCGUGUGUGCUGAGGGUGUUGUAGGUGCUGGAGGAGCUGCAGGUGCUGCAGGCAGUGCGGGUGCUGUAGAUGCUGCGGGCGCUGUGCGUGCUGCAGGCACUGCAAAUGGUGCAGGCAGUGUAGGCGCUGAGGGUGCUGAGGGCACUGUGCAUGCUGCGGGCGCUGCAAGUGGUGCAGGCAGUGCAGGCACCGCGAGCGCUGCGUGAUGGCACCACGGGCGCUGCAGGCGCUGUGGGCUCUGCGGGUGCUGUGGGCGCUGUGGGUGCUGUGGGUGGGCGGGCGCGGGCUCGAGCUGUCGGGGCCAGAGGGCCCACGGGGCCGCGCGGCGCGGUGCCAGCCUGUGGACAUCCCCAUGUGUCGCGGCAUUGGGUACAACCUGACCCGCAUGCCCAACCUACUGGGCCACGAGAGCCAGCGCGAAGCUGCCCUCAAGCUGCACGAGUUCGCACCGCUGGUGGAGUACGGCUGCCACGUCCACCUGCGCUUCUUCCUCUGCUCGCUCUACGCGCCCAUGUGCACCCACCAGGUGAGCGCCAGCAUCCCCGCCUGCCGCCCCAUGUGCGAGCAGGCCCGCCACAAAUGCGUCCCCAUCAUGGAGCAGUUCAACUUCGGCUGGCCCGACUCGCUCGACUGCGCCAAGCUGCCCACCAAGAACGACCCCAAUGCCCUCUGCAUGGAGGCUCCCGAGAACGCCUCGGCUGCCGAGCCCCACAAGGGACAGGGGAUGCUGCCUGUGGCGCCGCAGCCCUGGCCACCAGGCACUGCCGGGGGACGGGGCCCCAGUGGGCUCGGGGCCUGCGACAACCCCGAGAAGUUCCAAUAUGUGGAGAAAAGCCUCUCCUGCGCGCCCCGGUGCUCCCCCGGCGUGGAUGUCUACUGGUCCCGGGAGGACAAAGACUUCGCCUUCAUCUGGAUGGCUGUCUGGUCCACCCUCUGCUUCGUCUCCACCGCCUUCACCGUCCUCACCUUCCUGCUCGACCCCCACCGCUUCCAGUACCCCGAGCGGCCCAUCAUCUUCCUCUCCAUGUGCUACAACGUCUACUCCAUGGCCUUCAUCAUCCGCUCGGUGGCAGGGGCCGAGAACAUCGCCUGCGACCGGGAGAACGGUGAGCUCUAUGUCAUCCAGGAGGGGCUGGAGAGCACAGGCUGCACCAUUGUCUUCCUCAUCCUUUACUACUUUGGUAUGGCCAGCUCGCUCUGGUGGGUCAUCCUCACCCUCACCUGGUUCCUGGCCGCUGGGAAGAAGUGGGGACAUGAGGCCAUCGAGGCCCACAGCAGCUACUUCCACAUGGCCGCCUGGGGCAUCCCAGCCAUGAAGACCAUCGUCAUCCUCACCAUGCGGAAGGUGGCGGGAGAUGAGCUCACAGGGCUUUGCUACGUGGGGAACAUGGACGUCAGUGCCCUGACUGGCUUUGUCCUUAUCCCCCUCUCCUGCUACCUGGUCAUCGGCACCUCCUUCAUCCUUACAGGCUUCGUCGCCCUCUUUCACAUCAGAAAGAUCAUGAAGACGGGUGGCACCAACACGGAGAAGCUGGAGAAGCUGAUGGUGAAGAUCGGCGUCUUCUCUAUCCUGUACACUGUCCCGGCCACCUGUGUCAUCAUCUGCUACUUCUACGAGCGGCUGAAUGUGGAUUACUGGAACCUCAGGGCGCUGGAGCGCGGUUGCCUGCACCUCCCUGGCCGGCGUGCCGCCAACUGCUCCUUGGAGGCCUCAGUGCCCACUGUGGCCGUCUUUAUGUUAAAGAUUUUCAUGUCGCUGGUGGUGGGCAUCACCAGCGGGGUGUGGGUGUGGAGCUCCAAGACGCUGCAAACCUGGCAGAGCCUUUGCAACAGAAAGCUGGGUGUGAGGACGCGGGGCAAGCCCUGCAGCGGGGUGAGCUGCGGCGGGGUGCACUGCCACUACAAGGCCCCCACGGUCAUGCUGCACAUGACCAAGACGGACCCUUAUCUGGACAACCCGACACACGUUUAGAGCCGGGGGGUGCUCCCUGUCCGGGGACAGGACCUCACGGGUAAGGGGCGAUGCUGCGGGGCGAGGGCAGAGGCUGGGGGGGCAAAGCCUGCGGGACCCCCUCCCAGCACCACUCAACCCUGACGAGUAGCUGCUUUUUCCUAGAGGUUGUUUUCUUGUUGCUGUUGCCAAAAGCAGCGACUCUUCUAAUGCUUUCUUUGGGGUGGCCAGGAGGGGAAUAAUCCAGUCAGUGUUUAUUUAAUUCUGUAAUUUAUUUUAGAUUUUUUUAGGGUUUUUUUGUUUUUUUUUU